UGUCUGAGGCCAAAUUUGAACUCAGAAAAAUGAGUCUUCCUGAUUCCAGGCUUUAUGCUGUGUCUACUGAGCCACCUAGCUGCCUCCAAAGAGAAGAGAUAAUCAAAGAGUGUUGGUGGACAGUGUGGAAGGUUGCAGAGGUGAAGAAGGAUGGGGAUGGAAAAAAGAUUAGAUUUGGCACUUAAGAGAUUGUUAGUAACUGCAUAGAGCAAUUUUGGUGGAAUGAUGAGUUCAGGAGACAGAUUGUAGAAAAUUAAAAAGAGGAAAGGAAGGCAAGGUGCCUCUGCAAUGUUUCAAAAAGUUAAACCAUAAAAGGAAGGAGAUAUUGAAUGAUAGUGGAGAUUAAUGAAUUAUAAGAGAUUCUUUGAGGACAAGGGAGACGUGGGCAUGUUUGUAGGUAAUAGAAAAUGAAGUGAGACUAAUAGAGGGGACAGUCUUCUGGAGAACAUAGGAUAGAAUCAUCUGCACAUAGAUUGUAUUGGGAAGGAAAAGGUCAUGUUAUGUAAGACAGGGAAGGAAGAAUGGCAGGAGACAUCUGUAUGAUAGGAGAUGAGACUUGGAAUAAUGGCAGAUCUGGUCAUAAACUCUUGUUUGAAAAUCCCAAGUGAUUUCCUGUUGCUUUAAGUUAAGUUCAAACUGACCAUAACUUAAAUCUCUUCAUGUUUUGGUAUAUCUUGUCCUUUCCAACCUUGUCUGCCACCCAAUUGUAUACUGAUUGCACAUUUCCAUGUUUUUGUUUAGACAUAGAGAACUAUGCUUGGCCUGUUCUUCCCUACCAUAUUUGUUCAUUGAUCUCCUUCCCAACCCGAAUGGUUCUUUCCAGUAGUCUUCCCUGAGCCACUCCCUUGUCAGCUUCAGACCAUAGAAGGCCUAUUUUUAAAAUCUGUAAUAUUUUAUAGCUGUAGCUGUCUUAUGACCCCUUAAUUUCCUCCUAGAUGGAAGGGAGCUACUCCUUAUCUAAACUUGACCUUAUUAUUAUACUUUGUACAUGAUAGCAGUUAAAUACCUGUUUUUUUUUUUUUUUUUUUUUUUUUUCUGGUAUGAAGGCUGGUUAUCUUCUGGAUUGCAUCCUGUUUGGGGUCAGCAAGUUCUUUGGAGCACUACUAUUUUAAGGAUCAUAAAGGUUGACUGCUGUAAAGGAUGUUCAAUAAAUCAUGGGAUUCUCCUGAAAACUUUUGGGUUACAGGAAGAAAUAUUCAGACUAGGAAGACCAGUAUCAAAUUAGGAAUGCAAGUGAAUGUCAGGAAGCUGCUUUUUUUCCUCAUUGUCCUUCCAAAAUUCUUUUUUUUUUUAUGUACAGUCCCCAUACCCACCCUGCACUGGUGCUACCAUGAUCUACCAUGCCUCCUCCUGACCCAACCAGCCAUGAAAGCCUUAGAAUUGAACUCUUUUCUCAAACUUCUAAGAUCUUGAGAGUGUAGAUUAAGGGAAAGACUCCUAUUAAUUCCAGAUUGUGCUCAUUAGAGCUUCCAUGUUCUCCAGUGUAAGCUCCUCUUUGUCAGUUACUGGAGGAGACUUGCAGUGCCUCAGUGAAUUGCAGUUAUAUCGAAGAAUAUAUUCUUCCCACUCACUGACUGUGAUUUGCUUUGUCUAUAACUUAUCCUAGGACCAGACAAAAUCUUGGAGAUUGCCUCAAUCCUCCCCAUUUUUUCAGGUAAUGAAGCUGAGACCCAAAGAGGUUAAGCGAUGUGUCCAUCUUCACAUGUGAGCAAUAUAACAAGACUCGUGGAACAUGAAUGUGGCUGAGGCAUGAGAAUAGACCAAAAACCUUACUGUUUGAGUAAUUCAGGAAAGAGCUAAGUCUACUUUCUGCCAAUUUCUAGGUAGCUAAGCUGGUAUGGAUUUUAGAGGAGGAUAGAACUGGUUGCUAUCAAUAAGGUGCUCCCGAAGGGUACAAUGCUCACUUGUUUGACUAUGUGAAGAUUAUGCCGAAAGCCGUCCUAGUAGUAGUCUCCAGUUUAGAUAGAUCUAUUUGAAUUCUUUACCAUCAUUGUGCCAUAGAAUCAGGAGGGCUUGGGUUCAAAUUUUAUCUUUGAAAUGAGCUAGAUGACCAUGGGCAAAAUUUCUCAUUCAUAUCUCAGCUUGCCCAAAGUGGGCAAAAGAAUACCUGUAGGACCUCCAAGUACUAUUGACUGAGGUUCAAAUGAGAUAAUGUAUAUAAAGUGCUUUGGAAACUUGAAAGCAUUAAACAUUAAGUGCUUGCCCUAUGCCAAGAACACACUGGAAAUAAAGCUGAAAAAACAAAGGAAGGUAAAACUAGUCUUACCCUAAGGAGUUUGAAUUCUAAUGGGAGAUUUUUUGAGACAUACUACCUUCUCAUAAGAAGCUGAGAGAGAUGGAAUGAACAUGGCAUUCCUUCAAGGUGAACCAAUGCCUACUUAUCAAUCAAAAUAAAAUGCCUGCUAUGCACACAUAUAGCUGAUUUCCUAGGGAAUGAGAUGAAAGAAAAUUGGAGGGUUUCUUAGAACUUUGGCUACAAUCAAGGACACAGUUCAGCACUCAAAUUGCUGAAUAAAACCAGGUAGGUUGAUGGCCACAAUUGCCUGGACAAUUUCACAAACAGGCACGAACCCAGAGUUUGGAAAACCAAUGGAAAUCCUGCUCUGGAAUUCAGAAGAAGGUGAUGUCAUCUUCUAUCAUUCCUUGUCUUUUUGAAUUCCACACACUAAAAGGGCCUCAGGAAAAUAUCAGCUAAGUUAGUGAAUGCUGAAGAACUUGUGACUCCAAGGAAACAUGGAGAGGGAGUCGGGGCAACAGGACAAUGAUACUGGGAUAGCUAAUUGAUUCCCCAUUCCGUCCUACCCCGUGCUCACACAUGCUUUCUCUGUGUAUGUCUGUCUGGCUCUCUUGCUCGUUCUACGUCUCUCUGAUGCAUAGCUCUCUUAUCUCCUUAUAUCUGUGUCUCUUCUCUUUCCUUUCUGUCUCAUCUCCUUCCCUCUCUCCCUCUUUCUCUCUUCUCCCCACAUGACCUGGGACUAAUAAUUACCAAGUAAGCCUAGGAAGGGACACGAAUCAGGGCUGUUGGAGAACACCGAAUACAGUGCUUUUCAACCUGUGGCAGGAGGGAGUCUGUAGAAGAACUGACAUCCUAUAGCACCAAGAUCUUGCUGAGACUGCUGUUUCUAUGUUCACAAAUCGGGGAAGCUCAGAGAAAGAGCAGUAUUAGGGUUUGUAGAGAGUGAUACUAUCUGAAUCAAUUAGGGCUGGUUGGUUUCCCAAGUCUUAGAUCACAGCAAAUUGUUAGCUGGGAAACAGACCUUCCAGAUACAGAUUACCGGUUAAAUGGUGUUACAAGGUAAGAGUAUAGGUGGUAGUAAGCAGGCUACAAAAAUCUGUAGGAUGUAGAUAGCUUUUUGGAGGGAAGAAGGGUGGAGCACAAACAGCAGAGGAUUUUUCCAGACUAUAACACCCUUGCUGGUGAAUCUCAUAGUAAUCUUUGCUUUAAGAGGCAGGUUGGGGUGAUGAAUAAGGUGUAGAAUUGAACUCUGAAGUUUCUGAAUUUCUCUGAAGUUUGAAUUCUCCAAACUGCCUAACCUAGGGUUCUUUUCUGUGAUAGAGUAGAGGUUAGCCUUUCAGAAUCCUAAGUAGUCUCAUUAGGUAGAACAGAAUGAAGAUAGUUUAGGUCCUAGGAUCUCUAGAUGAGGUCUGUAAAUGAUUUUCACUGGAUCAGGAAUGCUAAAAAUUUCUGUCAGUCACCAAAACAGUCCAGGUGAUUCUAGUCCUCUGCCAUUAGUUCAGAACAAUUAACUGUAACAUGAAAUAGAUUAUUUUCUUCAUGUGUAAUAAAUCUCUUGGUACAGCCUCUUUCCAACUGACAUAGCAUUAUGGGUGGAACAAGGACCGUUAAUCCAUUUACUUCCACUUGCCAAUGAUUAGAGAAGCACCGAGUUCAAGGGGAGGCAGUCUGGAAAAAGAGGGUGGAAAUGGAAUCUAUUCCGUUAAUCCUAAAUCAGUGUUUAUUCAAAGGAAUAAAAAGAAGAGGUUGAGAUGGAAACUAGUUGAGAGAGCUGAGAUUUGUGAGGGAAGAGUGAGUAGUACUGGGUAAGGAGGUAAAAUAGUGGAAAAGUUGAGGAACUAGAUGCUUCUGUGCUUUAACUUGCCUCUGAAGCUUUAACCUUUUAUGAUGACUACCUAUUCUUUGUCUCAUACUGACAUGUCAAUGUGGUCAUGGGUCAAGUCAACUUUAAGGGAUAAAUUGAAGGGGAAACUGGUGGCAGAAAGACACGUAAGGCAGCCAUUACAGUAGUUUUGGUUAAUGAUAAUGAGUGUCUACACCAGGAUAUGGAAAUAGAAAGACCCAAGAUAAUUUCUGGAGAUACUGAAGAUAAUGAAGUUUGCUAAAAUUGGCUAUGAGAGAGCCAAAGAGAACUCAAAUGGUAGUGGCAUUAAGCUAGUGAAAUCAGAAGAAUAAGCCUGGUUUUAGAAAUUUGAUUUGGGACCAUCUCUGCCCCAUCCACAGUUGUAGAUAUAAAACUGAAACUCAGAAGAGAGGUCUGGGAGUAAAUGAGCUUGUCUGUGAAAGAGUAUGUUUAGAAUUCAUAGCUAGAAACUUGAGAAAUAGCAACAUUAUGGGAUUAAGGUGACAGGAACCAGUGGGAAAGACUGAGAAACAAUCAGAAAGCUAGGAAGACAUAUACAUGUCCUAUAAACUGAGGAAUGGCAAAACAAAUUAUGGCAUGUUAUAAUGUUACUUGUAAUAAAUGAAGAGAAUCAUGAAGAGACAUAUAUGAAUUAAUACAAAGAUGUAAAGAGAAAACUAUCUAUACCCUAAAAUGUACUUAGGUAAUACUAAGGAGGAGAGAACACUAGUAGGGAGGUGAGCGACAUUAUCAUACUAAAAUGUCAGAGAGAAUAAGAACUGGAAAGCAAACCUUUGGAUUUGUAUAGCCUCUGAGAACAAUUUAAUCACAGUAGUAGGUACUGAAAUCUAAUCACAAUAGCUUGAGUUGAGAACAGGUAGCGGAAGUUGAAAUAUUAGGUUGUCAAUUUUUCAAGAAGUUUGACAGUGAAGGAAAGGGAAUGACCAGGUGGAAGAGUAGUUUGGUAGCCGGCUUUUAGAGUAAAUUGGACAGACAUGUUUUAAGUGGAUGGGAAAGGAUAGAUUAAAGAUCCAGGAGAGAGGGGAUGAUUGCAACAUCCCAGAAGAAGCAAGAGUAGGCAUAUGACAGAGGGGUUAGUCUUAGUGAUGGAUACUUCUGUCCAAGAACAGAAUGGUCUAUGAACUUGAUUAAAGAAAGAGGAGGGAAGUUAAGGGACCUCAGAUCAGAUGGUCUCAGUCUUCUGAAUGUAACUGUAAGAAGUGGGAGCAUGCUUAAGUGUGAAAGGGGAGAGAAAAAAUUUCAAAAUGGUUGCUUUGGGGAAUGAGAAUGCAUAAGGAAGAGGGGAUGUCAAGCAAUAAUGAGGGCUAUAAUUGUGUAUCAUUGUAAUGAGCCACAUAAUCGGUCAAAUAGGUUUUAAUAAUUGCGGGAGGAGGAGGCUGAGGUUAUAGGGCAAGGUUGAUGUUACUCAUUAUUGUGCACUUUCUUUAGCUCCAUCUAACUGCACAGAAGCAAAGGAGACAAGGUGAUGACACGUGCUCUCCUGACAACCAGAUCCCAGGAGCAGGUGACAUUUGAGGAUGUGGCCAUAUAUCUCACAGAGGAGGAGUGGGCACUACUGGAUCCCUCACAGAAGAGACUUUAUAGGGACGUGAUGCUGGAGAAUUAUGGGAAUGUGCUUUCACUAGGAUUUUCAGUUUCCAAACCAAACCUAAUCUCUCAGCUGGAGCGAGGAGAAAUACCAUGUGUACCAUUUCUACCCAGAAAGAAGAUUCGAGUGAUUCGUUUUGAUUAUGGGUCUGAGAAUAAAGUGUCAAUUCCAAAGCAAGACAUUGCCGAAGAAGGAAAAGCACAAAGCUUUUUGUUAGCAAAAUUUCCAAGGGCCAUUUGCUAUAACAUUGAAGAAAAUUCUGACAGUGAGGCUAGAUUAGAUCAAUAUCCUAUAGACACACUGAAGAAAGAACCAAGAUGCCCUCUUUUCCAGGAGACAGAUUUCAAACAGGUGACUGAUAUUUAUAGUAGUGACCUUAAAGUAACAGGGGGACAUGAAUGCGUUAUGGAUGACAUUGGUUCUAACUCCAUUACACAACGGAAAUAUGCUGUCCGAAAGAAAUCUAAGCUAUGUGAUUCAUUUCACCACUACUUCAGGCAGAGUUCGGAAUUUAUGAGAGAGCAGAGUAAGCCCAAGGGAGGACAAAAUCAUGAAUGUGAUACAUGUGGGAAAUCCUUCAGCAGGAACUCAAGCCUUCUUGAACAUCAGAAAAUUCACAGUGGAGAGAAACCCCAUGAAUGUCAUGAAUGUGGGAGAGCUUUUAGUAGGAACUCAAGCCUUCUUGAGCAUCAGAGAAUUCACAGUGGAGAGAAACCCUAUAAAUGUAAUGAGUGUGGGAAAGCCUUCAACAGGAACUCAAGCCUUAUUGAGCAUCAGAGGAUUCAUAGUGGUGAGAAACCUUAUGAAUGUAAUGAAUGUGGCAAAACCAUUAGUAGAAAAUCAAGUCUUAUUGAACACCAGAGAAUUCAUAGUGGAGAGAAACCCUAUAGAUGCAGUAAAUGUGGGAAAGCCUUCCGGGGACACUCAGACCUUUCUAAACAUAGGAGAAUUCAUACUGGGGAAAAACCCUAUCAAUGUAAGGAAUGUGGUAAAGCUUUCAGGAUUAGAUCUGGCCUUGUUUGCCACCAUCGGAUUCAUACGGGAGAAAAACCAUAUACGUGUAAGAUAUGUAGCAAAGGCUUCAGGGCACAGUCAGACCUUAUUAAGCAUCAGAGCAUUCAUACAGGAGCUAAACCCUAUGAAUGUAGGCAGUGUGGUAAAGCCUUCAGGGUGAACUCAGAUUUUGUUAAACACAUGAGAAUUCAUACAGGAGAAAAACCAUAUGAAUGUAAUGAAUGUGGGAAAGCCUUUCGGGUCAGUUCAGGACUUAUCAGCCACCAGAGAAUUCAUACAGGAGAAAAACCCUUUCAUUGUAACGAAUGUAGUAAAAGUUUUAGGGGGCACUCAGACCUUAUUGAACACCAGAGAAUUCACACUGGAGAGAAACCCUAUACAUGUAAUAAAUGUGGGAAAGCCUUCAGGGGGAACUCAGACCUUAGUAAACAUCAGAGAAUUCAUACAGGAGCAAAACCCUAUGGGUAUAAGAAAUGUGGGAAAGCUUUUCGAAUUAGCCAUCAGAGAACUCGUGUAAGAAAAACCUUAUAAUCGUAACAUAUGGGUAAGGCUCUAAGGGACAUCCAGACUUUAUUAAAAAUAGCAAUAUUCAUGUAGGUAAGAAGUGUAUAAUAACAAGUGUACAAAAACCUUCAGGGGUCCUUGAGACUUAUGAAGCAUCAAAGAAUGCAUUUGGAGAAAAACCAAAAUGUGGGAAGGAAGGCCUUAAGAAUGAGCUUAGGCCUUACUAUUAUUUGUCAAACAAAUCUCUCAAAAGAAAAGCCCCAUAAAGAUUCUGAGAGAGAAAUUGGGGCUCCUUAUACAUUGGAGUAUGCAUGCAGGAAGGGAAGGAAAUAAUGUAUUUGGGGAAAUCAGAGCUUACAAAAUAUUGAAGAUCAAGUAACCUUUUAGAAAGGUCAUGGUAGAGAAACCCUCUUAAUGUGAGCAAGGCCUUAGACUUACCAUAUUAAUGUAACCUUACAAGCUGUCAAAGAACUUAGGUCAGAGAGAAACUGAAAUGUAAUGAAUUCUAAUUUGUUAAUCUACAAAACAAUUCAUUAACAAUUCAUUAAUGCUAAUUUGUUAAUCUCUCCAAAAAAUUAAGUCACCAGGCAGACCAUAUAGAAAAAAUACUGUAUUAUGUACUUAAUAAGGAAAACUUUCAGGAGCUCCUUGGAUCUUAUUAAACAAGAAUAUAAAUGGAGCAGCAAAAGAAAAACCACUCUGAAUGUAAAAGUUGCAGUAAAGCCUUUCUGGUACAUGAAAAGCUUAUUAAACACUGUAUUCAUAUAGGAAAGAAGCCCUCUAAAAGUGAUCAAGGUAAGAAAUCUUCAAGUGAUAAUUUUAUUUUUUUAAUCCUCAAGUGGAAUAAAACCUUGUGAAUGAGGUAGUGAAGUGAGAGGAAGUUUGUACCUCAUGCAGUGUCAGUGGACAGAGAACAACAGAUUCAAGAAAAAGACUUUUUCAAUGUAGCCAAGAGUCAGGAAGAGCCGUGAACACUAAAUCAGCUUAAAAUUAGAUGCAGCCCAUAUGGGAAAACCUUCCUCACUAGCAAAGAUGUGCAGUGUGGGUGGAGAUUGGGUUGUAUCUUCCCUCAGAUUUCACUCCCAGUGCCUGUCUAGUCAUUGUGGCGUAGUCUGUUUUUUUGUCAUCAUGUAUUUCUUGUAAAUUGAGCUUUGCUUCAACCCCCAGUAGGCCAGGGAUUAACUAGCAAUAAAUCUAAAUGUAAAUUAGCUUGUGCCUAAAAGUUAGAGAUUUUUCUGAUUGAGGGAUUUGGAGAGAUUGUGAUUGAACUCAUAGCUUUUGAUGUAAAAUUAAUUCCCUGAAGCCAAAGAAGAGGAAACCUAAAGGAAUGUUAUAUCGUCACUAUAAAAGAGCUAAUAGACCUGGGUAACAUUAAGUACUGGAAAAUUUUCCAAGAACAACCUAAACCAUAGUAUAAUGUGGAGAUGACUUGCCACUGAAAUCAAGAUGGUUCCACAUAAAUCAUUAGUAAGCAGUAAACUUAAAAUUUGCUUUUAUCUAUCACUCUUGGAUUGGGAAUUAAUGAAUCUGCUGUGAAUAGUCUUAGCAAUCAGUAAUGGUAUAUUAGACUAUUAACCCAAAGAUAGUGACCCCCAAAUCAUGUAGUUUUCUUUGCCAUUUUAACGUCAAGCCCAGGCAUGACUACUAAUCUGCUGGAGAGGAGCAGAGAAGACACUGGACUCAUGAGCUUCAGAGAGGAAAGAUGUUCUUCUUUGUUGUUCUUUUGAGACAGAGGUGUAUGUGAUUCUAAGCUCUCUUUGGGACCGACUCCAGGGAGAAGUAUGUGAAGUUGUCUCUUGUAGACAUGCAAGUUGGUUCCUUGACAUGACUUAAUUGUCAGCUUGCCUUCUUGGAGACUUCAGUGCACUUCCUCUUGGGUGAGAUAGACUGUUCUCUUGAUUGAUCAAACUCUCAAAUGGCUCUUAUCUAAAGAGCUCAUUCACUUGUGUAUUUUUUGUUAUAUUUUACUCUAUAUAAUCCUGAUUUUGGUUUGCUCUCUAUUUGGAUAAAUGGAUUUACUCUAAUCAUUUUAUGUGAUGGGUUUUUGUGUAAUUAGCAUUCAAUGGGAAGGAGUCUAGCCUGAAAAAAGUAAUCUUCAGUGAUCCCCUUUUAGGGAUGGUGAUCAGGAAAGUUAGUGGCAUUAUUACUUUUCAACAACAAGUUGUUUCCCGAAUCAGAAACAUUUGAGGGGGCAGAUAAAUAUAAUUCUAAUCCUGUACCACCUCUCAGCAGAAAACAGCUGUCAGAGAAAUAUCUACUUCUGCUCAUGUGCAGGCAGAUGUCAAAAUCUCUGUUGGAGAGGAAUGGAUCAGAUUCCAGAGAUAUCUGCCUUAUUACUUUCCCAGAUCUACAUUUAGACAAUCCAUGUUCAUGGGCAGCUCACAUCUUUUUUUUUUUUUUUAAAUUACAAAUACUUCCUUAUCUCCCAUCAUUG
Messenger RNA from Sarcophilus harrisii (Tasmanian devil), 9640 nucleotides. Its product is annotated as zinc finger protein 436-like. Gene Ontology annotation, biological process: regulation of transcription by RNA polymerase II; central nervous system development. Gene Ontology annotation, cellular component: nucleus. The transcript has 4 exons. Gene Ontology annotation, molecular function: RNA polymerase II cis-regulatory region sequence-specific DNA binding; DNA-binding transcription factor activity, RNA polymerase II-specific. Bases 5566 to 7233 code for a protein of 555 amino acids. NCBI's taxonomy places the organism in Eukaryota, Metazoa, Chordata, Mammalia, Dasyuromorphia, Dasyuridae. The record is from RefSeq and is a predicted model, not a curated record.